Molecule: messenger RNA, 2488 nt
Organism: Saccostrea echinata
Lineage: Eukaryota; Metazoa; Mollusca; Bivalvia; Ostreida; Ostreidae
Exons: 1
Coding region: 99-2144 (681 amino acids)
Molecular function (GO): protein binding
Source: RefSeq, a predicted model, not a curated record
GCCUUUGAGUUUCAGAUACAUGGAAAUGCAACCCGUGAGCGUUUUGUUGAUAUAACAACUUCCAUCCAACAUGGUUUAAAUACCCUUGGCUACGAACAAUGUCUCAUUACAUGAGAGCAGAGCGCAAGCAGUUUGUACGAAAUCCGACAGAAUUCAUCAUCCGGCCUCUUCAAAGACAAAGGGAGACUGGGGAGCUGUGUGAUAUCACGUUAUGUUUACAUGGAAAGGACUUCCGAGCACACAAGGCAAUACUGGCAUUGUGGAGUCCGUAUUUCUUAUCCAUGUUUACGUGUGAAAUGAGAGAAAAAACAUGCGAUUUUAUUAACUUGUCAGAAUCAUUGAUGUUAGAAGACCCAGAAAUAUUUGGGUUGGUGUUAGAUUAUUUGUACACUGGGGCUAUCACGUUAAAUGUAUCCAAUGUGGAAGACAUUCUUAAAAUUUCAGAUUUUUUAUUGUUGGAUGACGUGAAGGAUUUUUGUAGGCAAUUUUACUUGGAUUUAGGAAAUCUCGACCUUUCAAAUUGCCUGAGAGUUAAUUUUCUAGCAGAAAAUCACAAUCUUCAGGAAGUUGCUGGUUCAUGUCAAAAGAUAAUUGAGUCUAGAUUUCAUGACUAUUUGAUUUUCCAUGAUGAAAUUUUAGACUUAUCUCCGCAGAACUUGUUUAGAUUGUUAGAAACCCCCAGAGUUGUUCAUAAUACAGAUUACAAUGAUUUGAAGAGACUGAUAAAGAGAUGGAUAGAUCAUGACAAAUCAUCACGAGUUAUUUAUUUUGAUGAUCUUGUGUCUUGCAUCAAGCUUUGUCUCUAUGAUUCAUGUGAAGUUACAAGUACUAUUGCAAGUUUUGAAACUAAGAAGAAAACUCACAUGCAGUCUUCUCUUUGUGAGAAACACAAUGAAAAGUCAGUGAAUAAAUUGAGUCACAGACAUGAAAAUGUUCUGCACAGUUCCAUUAAUUAUGGGGAUGGGGUAAGCCCUGUCUUAUAUGCUGUUGUCAGUAAUCCAGGGAUGAAAUUCUUCAAAAUGUUAGUAUACAGCAUCUUGGAACAAAAAUGGUGUCAUUUCAACAUGUUAGGAGAUAAACUUAUUCACUUCAUACCAUCCAGGCAAAAUGUGUCCAGUAUGGUCGCCCAUGGGAAUUAUUUGUACUUAUAUCUUUGCUCAAGUUUUCCUUAUCCUACAGACAUGUUGAAAAUCAAUGUCCUAGCACUGGAUCUGUUAAAAGGACAACCAACUCUUUACUCAUUUAAAACAGGAGAUUUCUACAACCCUUGCUAUAGAACCACCUUAACCAAUCAUAAAUCAGUACCUCCUGCCAUUGUAGCUUGUGGACCUCACCUUUACAUUACAGGAAAUAAGGAAGGCACUGGAAAUUUGUUUUUGUGCAAUAUGAAUAACUCUCAGUACAAAUGCUUCCAGAUUCCAGGGGCAAGAUUUAUUUCCCUUGCUCGAAUGGCUGUGAAGAAUGACCGAUUCAUUUUCUUGUGGUUUAGGCACAGGACAGGCCCUUCAGAAGAAUUCUGCAUAAAGAAAUCUGUGGGAUUUGCAAUGUUUGACUCACGGUCAAAGAUUUUCAACUCAUGGGAAAUUUCACCACCAGAAAUAUCAUAUGAUGAUUUUGCAAAACCAUACACUCUUUGUGUUCGAGAUGAAACACUCUUGAUAUUUCUCCCAGGAAAACCAGCUCUGGUUUUAGAUGAAGUCAGAUGCAAGUGGAUUACAUCUCUGAGGAAACUACCAGGCACAGGCCUGCAAACAGACAUUCAUACAGAUUCCUAUGGCUUCCAUAUACAAGCUGCCACGGACUCAGGCAUUUUCCUCUUGAGUAAUGGGGCUCCUUUUACCACAUCUAUGAUUGAAAUCAGUGAAAUGUUCCCCUCAGCAGUUAUUCACAAACCUCCUCCAAUUGACAAUAUAUCAUUGGUGACAGCAGGACAAAUGAGUCGCUCAGACAUUCAAGAACUGGAAACCUUCACACAGUAUGAUGACUCCUUUACCUCAGCCCUGCAGGUGACCAUGAGGUUUUCCGACCAGGACACAGAGGAGAGUGGCACCUCACCUUCUGAUCAUGACUCAGACAAUGCCUAUGAAUAUGAUGAUGACAUUUAUGAUUAUGACUAUGAUAUAGAUGGAGACUUUGGAUUCUGAGUUGCCAUUAAAGGUGUACUAGUCUUGAUUUACACAAAAUUACCUUCAAUUUUUGUACUUGUAGUUAAGAUUGUUAAGUACCAGUACAGUUAUUAUACAUGUACUUGUGGAAGAUAUGUUAUAUACAGGGAAAUUUUCACUGUCAUUUUAUCAUUGCCCCUUUCGCCCUAGAAGUCAGAGGACAAAUUCAACAGAGAGAAAGUAAUGGCUCUUUAAAACCACCACCAUGUCUACAUGAAUGCAAAGUGGGGUGAAACCACUUUCAAGUCAACACUUGAAGUGUAAUAGGGUGAAAAUAACUCAGGGUGAAUACAACCCUGUAUUCAUUAGUCAAGUUUGUUCUG